Ectocarpus sp. CCAP 1310/34 is the source of this 1171-nucleotide messenger RNA. The record is from the annotation of a GenBank genome assembly. Lineage: Eukaryota; Phaeophyceae; Ectocarpales; Ectocarpaceae.
AUGUACGAGGCAGACCUAGGUCGGGUCAUGUCUGGAGCGGAGAAGGCUCCCACGGUGGCGGAGGAUGCCGACGCCGCAGCGACCGCGACGUACGAGAGGAAGCUACAAAAGUUCCAAGAAAAGAAUGGCAAACUCUACACGCGGCUUCUGCUGGCUACGUCGGACUGCCCGGAAGGAUACUCGAGCCCGGCUUCGCAGGUAGUGCAGUCGUUUGGGCCUGUCGGGGACGAGGAGUUCGGUGACGGUCGAAGUGCUUUUGUAGCGCUCGAGCAAAAGUACCGUGUCGAUGGGACUUUCAGAAUGCAGCAGCUACACGAUGAGUUGGCCGCCGCCGCGGUCACCGCUGCUGACAAGUACGAUCCGGCUCGCGCAAUCCGACAAUUGCGCCGCAUCUUUCACGAACUCGGCAAACUCGGAGACACAGUCGUGAAACAACGGCAAGCACAUGCCAUCCUAAAGGCCCUGCCCGACAAGCAAUACGGCUCGUUCAAGACUGUACUCGGCGGCGGAUCGGCCGGCAACGCUGGAGGCGGCAGCGCGGAAAAUGCGCAAGGUGCUCGCGGGAAUUAUCGCGGCAACAACGCCUCCGGUGGCCGAGGUAAGGGCCAGGACACCGGUCGGAACCGAAAAGGGCGCUGCCGCUACUGUCAUAAUUCGACAGAGCACGGGUGGCACAACUGCCCGCUCCGCCUGAGGCACGAGGCGGAGGAAGCCACUGAACAGGCUGAUACUCACCACACUCAAGACUCCACCACUCAGGCAUGGUUCACGCGGGUGGAGACUGAAGGCGAUGUGCUGGAGGACUACGCCAUCUCUUUCGGAAAAGACGUGCAGGUGCAGGAUGCGCCUGCUGCGGCGCAGCCAGAGGAGCGCGCUGCUGGUGACACGCUGGUGCAAGACGCGCCGGUGCCGACGCUGCAGGAUGCACGCGUUGUGUAUGACCCGCAGGUACUGGACACACCUGCUGCAGCGGUGGUCUAUGACCCUGCUGCCAACGGAUAUUCUCAGACGGAGGAGGCGCCUGAGGACACCGAGCUCGUUGCGUUCAGCAGCGUGUUUCAGGUGGACAAAGAGAAACCGCAGGUCGUUGAUGAUUCCGCCUGCUACAUUGAUUCCGCCGCGUCCAGCCACAUGGUGGAUGAGCAGUCUCGCUUGUCCCAUCACGUCCUCA